AUGUUGUCGCCUAGAAUCGCAUGCAUUGCUAAUGGAACUUCCAAGGUUAACUAUCUCCUUAAUGCCGUUAAACUUUCAACCUGCAGUCAGGAACUACCCUUCCAUGAAAUGGUUGGAAAAUUCUACGACAAUGCAGCCAAAUUUGUCGAGAAAAAGAUGGUCGAAGAAAUAGAAUGGCGAGGACCAACCGAUAAAAAAGCCGAGUAUGUUAAGGGAAUCUUAAAUAACAUUCGUAACGUUGAUAAUGUAUCCGAGUUCAACUUUCCAAUAAAACGUGAUAAUGGCUCUUAUGAAAUCAUUUCUGCUUGGCGAGCUCAACAUAGUCACCACCGUUUGCCAUGCAAAGGGGGUAUUCGCUAUGACUCUAAUGUAGAAAUGGGUGAAAUUCUUGCUCUUGCUUCUCUCAUGACCUUCAAAUGUGCUGUUCUCAAUGUCCCAUUUGGUGGUGCUAAGGGUGGCAUUCGAAUUAACCCUCAAUCCUAUUCGCAAGAUGAACUAGAGCGUAUUACUCGACGAUAUGCUCUUGAACUUGCUAAGAAGGGUUAUCUUGGUGCUUAUAUUGAUGUUCCUGCUCCUGAUAUGAAUACUGGCGAACGCGAAAUGGCUUGGAUUGCUGAUACCUACACCCAAACAAUUGGUUACAAGGAUGUCAAUUCAAAGGCCUGUGUUACUGGCAAACCCAUUAACCAAGGUGGGAUCCAUGGUCGUACUGCUGCUACCGGACUUGGUCUCUUCUAUACUCUUGAGAACUUUAUCAACAAAGAAGCCUGGACCCGAAAAUGCAGUUUGAGUCCAGGUAUUAAAGGCAAAACUUUUAUUGUCCAGGGUUACGGCAACGUCGGUAGAUACAGUGCUAAAUUCCUCCAUGAGGGUGGGGCUAAGUGCAUAGGUAUUCUUGAAGUCGAUGGAAAUCUCUACAACCCCAAUGGGAUCGACAUUACUGCUCUAAAUGAGUAUACGACCAAGCAUGGUAGCAUUGUUGACUUUCCAGGUGCAGAGUCAUCCAAAGCAUCAAUUGAUUUACUCUUUGAAAGAUGUGAUAUUCUCAUUCCAGCUGCUAAUGAAAGACAAAUUAAUGCUAGUAAUGCCGAUAAAAUUCAGGCUAGGCUCAUCAUUGAGGGCGCUAAUGGUCCUACUACACCCCCUGCUGAUGCUAUUUUGAAAGAAAAGAAUGUUCUAAUUAUCCCUGACCUUCUUGCCAAUGCGGGUGGUGUCACGGUUUCAUACUUUGAGUGGCUAAAAAAUCUUAACCAUGUCAGCUUCGGUAAACUCUCCUUUAAGUACGAGAAAGAUAGCCAACAGUAUCUUCUGGAGAGUGUUGAGGAGUCUUUGGAACAUGCUUUCGGCAAGAAGGUUGGUAUAAAUCCCACUAAAGCCCUCCAGGAACGUUACGAUAACAUUUCUGAGGAGGAUGUUGUUCAUUCCGGCCUUCACUACAGUGUUCAACGCGCUUCAAAUAACGUUAUGGAUACUUGUGAUCGCUACCAUCUUGGCAUAGACGUGCGUACCGCUGCUUACAUUAGUGCUAUUGAAAAAAUCUUCCUCACUUUCCACAAAUCUGGAAUGACCUUCUAA
Molecule: messenger RNA, 1575 nt
Organism: Rodentolepis nana
Lineage: Eukaryota; Metazoa; Platyhelminthes; Cestoda; Cyclophyllidea; Hymenolepididae
Source: the annotation of a GenBank genome assembly